AUGGCAGCGACCUCCCAACGCCCCGAAAUCAUCGCCCUCUCGCAGGGCCUGCGGGGCAUCCCGCACUGCGAAGAAUACGAGCGCAUGAUCUCCGGCAUGAUGUACAACCCCAACAUGCCCAAACUCCUCGACGCGCGCCACCGCUGCCGCGGCCUCGCGCGAGCCUACAACAACCUCGUCACGACGGCCAUCCCAUCGACCCAGAUCUUCGAGACCCGGCUCGCCCUGCUCCGCCAGCUGGUCGGAAAAGUCGGCGAGGGCACGUUCAUCGAGCCGUUCUUCAAGCCAGAUUACGGGUGCAAGGUUGUCAUCGGGGGUCAUUCUUUUAUCAACUGGGACGUAACGGUUCUGGAUACCAGUCUGGUGUUUAUCAGGAACCGCGUGCAGGUUGGCACCGGGGUGAAUAUCUUCACGGCGAGCUACGAUACCAGUGUGCUGUCGCGGCAGAAGUUUGUCGAGUUCGGGCACUCCGGGUCGACUAUUGGCGCUGGGUCGAUUGUCACCAAGGAUAUUCCGCCUUUCUCUGUGGCCGUGGGUGCGCCUUGUCGCGUGCGGAAGACGAUUCAGUCGCCGGAAGAGGAGCAGGAUUCGAAAAAUCCGUAUCGUGAUUUGGUUCGUGAGGAUCAGUAG
Messenger RNA from Aspergillus uvarum CBS 121591, 630 nucleotides. Its product is annotated as trimeric LpxA-like protein. The transcript has 4 exons. Gene Ontology annotation, molecular function: acetyltransferase activity. Bases 1 to 630 code for a protein of 209 amino acids. NCBI's taxonomy places the organism in Eukaryota, Fungi, Ascomycota, Eurotiomycetes, Eurotiales, Aspergillaceae. The record is from RefSeq and is a predicted model, not a curated record.